AUGGCGGACGCAACGUCGAGUGUGACGCCGGAGCUACUGAAGAGUAAACUGGUUGAACAACUUCAGGCGCAGGUUGUGGAGAUUGAGGAUUUGUCUGGUGGCUGCGGACAGGCAUUCCAGGCGAUUAUUGUUUCUCCGCAGUUUGAGAAGAAGAACAUGCUUGCGCGCCAUCGGUUGGUGAACUCGGUCUUGAAGUCGGAGAUUGCUGCCAUCCACGCGUGGACACCCAAGUGUUACACCCCCGAGCAAUGGCAGGCCCUGCAGCAAGGAAGCGCUUGA
This is a messenger RNA of Aspergillus pseudoviridinutans, 279 nucleotides long. Its product is annotated as BolA family protein. Gene Ontology annotation, biological process: intracellular iron ion homeostasis. Gene Ontology annotation, molecular function: 2 iron, 2 sulfur cluster binding. NCBI's taxonomy places the organism in Eukaryota, Fungi, Ascomycota, Eurotiomycetes, Eurotiales, Aspergillaceae. The record is from RefSeq and is a predicted model, not a curated record. The transcript is spliced from 2 exons. Gene Ontology annotation, cellular component: nucleus; cytosol. The coding region runs from base 1 to 279 and encodes 92 amino acids.